Kwoniella botswanensis is the source of this 564-nucleotide messenger RNA. RefSeq lists its product as uncharacterized. The coding region runs from base 1 to 564 and encodes 187 amino acids. The transcript has 4 exons. The record is from RefSeq and is a predicted model, not a curated record. Lineage: Eukaryota; Fungi; Basidiomycota; Tremellomycetes; Tremellales; Cryptococcaceae.
AUGAUCCUGCGGCAUCGCUAUGCUACAAGCUGCUCAAUACCAAUCGUCCUAUUUGUCCUAUUCACCUUCUUGAUAUGCGCCCCUCACAUCUUGGCUUCACCAGAAACACAGCCAAUAUACAUACCUCGAUCAUCCCAGUCAUAUAACAAACGAGCCGAACCAAAUACGAAAGGAAGACCUAGACCGAAUAAACCUGAAUAUGUCGCUCAUCCCGCUGGUGAUUUAGUUUGUAGGCCUUUUGGCGAGUGUGAGCCAUGCCCGAGGGAUGAGCUUGAUCAACCAUUUUGCUUCCCAUUCGGUAACAGAAGAUUAUUACAUUGUAUACCUUCCUCAUCAGCUGAAGAAGCCAAGAAUGGGAAUCACGUAGGGGAAGUACCUGCUUGGGAAGCUUGUGGGAAGGUCGUAAGGAAAGAAAGACAGGAUUUCUGGGAAUUUGUGACGGCCAACCUCUUAUUCUUGAUUGUAGCUCUCACGAUCCUCUGGGCUAGGACGUCCGCGCUGGCUACAGAACAGUACAGACAGUUGGCAGCUAGGAUCGGUAUACCCAGUGGAGGGUGGACAUGA